AUGGCGGUAGGGGACUACCUGGCGACGGUGGCAACGGAGCUGGCGAUGCCAGUGAGCCUGGCGGUGGCGGACUGCCUCGUGCUGGUGGCGUCGGUGCCCAACGAGAUCGUGAGCUACUACCUGGUGGGCAACCAGUGGCUGUGGGGCGACGUCGGCUGCGCCGCCUUCGUCUUCUGCCAGAACCUCGGCAUCAACGCCAGCGCGCUCAGCCUGGUCGCCUUCACCGUGGAGCGCUACAUCGCCAUCUGCAGGCCUCUGCGCGCGCACGCGCUGUGCUCGGUGUCGCGGGCGCAGCGCAUCUCGCUGCUGGCGUGGGCGCUGGCGGCCGCCUACAGCUCGCCCUGGCUGGCGCUCGCGUCGACGCGCCCGCUGCGCUACCGCGGCCUGCCCGACCUCCGCGCCUGCGACUUCCGGCUGCCGCGCGCCCACUACCUGCUCUACUUCUUCUGCGACCUGCUCGCCUUCUACGUGGCGCCGCUGCUGCUCUCCUGCGUGCUGUACGCGCUCAUCGCGCGCGCCCUCUUCCGCCGCGGCGCCGCCACCUUGCGGAGGACAGCCACGGCGAAGUUUAACUUUGAACAGACCAAGGAGCUGUGCUGGGCGAACGGCUUCUGGGAUUCUGUCAUCAAAGAGGCAGUGUAG
This is a messenger RNA of Schistocerca nitens (vagrant locust), 642 nucleotides long. RefSeq names its product thyrotropin-releasing hormone receptor-like. The transcript is spliced from 4 exons. NCBI's taxonomy places the organism in Eukaryota, Metazoa, Arthropoda, Insecta, Orthoptera, Acrididae. Gene Ontology annotation, molecular function: thyrotropin-releasing hormone receptor activity. Gene Ontology annotation, cellular component: membrane. The record is from RefSeq and is a predicted model, not a curated record. Gene Ontology annotation, biological process: G protein-coupled receptor signaling pathway. The coding region runs from base 1 to 642 and encodes 213 amino acids.